Molecule: messenger RNA, 1447 nt
Organism: Bursaphelenchus okinawaensis
Lineage: Eukaryota; Metazoa; Nematoda; Chromadorea; Rhabditida; Aphelenchoididae
Source: the annotation of a GenBank genome assembly
AUGAGCCAAGCAAAGUUGAUUUUGUUGACGUUACUAUUUAUCACUGCACUCGCUGUGAAUUCAAAAAAGAUUCUCUUGGUUCAAGUUGCAGUUGGAAAAAGUCACAUGCAAUUCAGCGGAGUUUUGACUGAUAAACUGGUCGAUCGAGGACAUAUUGUGGUAGGUGCACUAUUAAUAUAACCCUAGUCCUAGCUCAGAGCCCUAGCCCGGAGCGCUAGCUCCAGAACCUUAACUCAAAGCCCUACCUCACAGCCCUAGCCCAGAGCUGUAGCCCAGAGCCUUAACCCAGGGUCCUAGCCCUAGUUCAGAGCCCUAGCCCAAAGCCCUAGCCCAGAUCCCUAGUCCAGAGCCCUAGCCCAGAGCCCUAGCCCAAAGCCCUAGCCCAGAGCCCUAGCCCAGAGCCCGAGCCCUAGCCCAAAGCCCUAGACCAGAGCCCUAGCCCAGAGCCCUAGCCCAGAGCCCUAGCCCAGAGCCCUAGCCCAGAGCCCUAGCCGAAGCCACACACAUUAUAACUAUACAUCUUCAGGACAAGCUCGUACUCCACUGGAACCCAUACGUGAUCACAAAUGGUACCAAGAAGGCUCGUCGUAUAAUCUCAGUCACUCGUCCAGACUCUCCAUAUAAAAAUGCUCAACAUAUUAUGAAUCCAUUCAAGUACGAAUCAGAACAAGGCUAUCAAAUGUUCAUCGACAUUCGUAAAAUGUACUGUGAGACGCUGCUAGCUAACAAAGGUCUUAUUGAAGAAUUGAAAAGCGAGAACUAUGACAUUGCUUUAGUGACACCAUGGGGUGGUUGUAGCUUGGCAUUGACAGAGAUUCUGGAGAUCAAAUCAACUGCUAUGUUUGUUGCCACUUCUAAUGCUGACUACAUUUUUGAGGGCUUGGGGGUUCCUAGUCCUCCUAGCUAUUUGUCUUGUAAGUUUUACGAUGCUAUUUGUCAUAUAGCUAUUAGGUUGAACCAAAAAUACCGGAACAUCUUUUUAAUGAAAAAAAGUGUCCCGUUACUUUUGGUUUAACCAAAUAUUUGUCAUAUGGGUAUUGGGUUGUAUAAAAAAUAUUGAGCUACUAAACUCUAUAUCUUUUACAAGAUUUUUUUUAUUUUCAAAAUUUCAGACAUUUUCGAGCCAGUAUCGCCAGGAAAACCACUCAACUUCCCAGAACGUGUCGCUAACUACAUAAAAUGGUUCAAACGACACAUGCCUUACAGCCACUGGAACGAAAUGCGUCAUACUGAUGACGAAAUUGUUCACAAGUACUAUCCUCAUAUACUGCCGUAUUCUCAACUCUUUCAUAAAGUUUCAUAUGUAUUCUUGAACAUGAAUGAGUUGUUGGACAUUGGUCAACCAAUUUCUUCAAAGAUCAAAUUCAUUGGCGGAAUACACUUGGAGGACGGGCUGACGAAUACUAAUUUGACAAUGCUUGAAGUGAGAAAUUUAAAAUUCUUAUAA